CUGGCAUAUAUAGUGUUGACCUUCACCUUAGAACCUUGCCCCAUAUUGAAAUAUUAACCAUUAACAAAUGAGCAGGAAUCAGCUGUAGCAAUUUUGAAUGUACGUUGUGUUACGACUUGGACAAUGUUGAAAACUGAAGACAGACACACAAAAUAUUCCCAAGAUAACACAAUGUUAUCAAAGAGCAGACUGAUAAUGUCUCAGAAAAAGUUGGUCGGUAUGUACCAGAAAGCAAACAGUCCACUGUUAGCAAUGUCUAGUGCAGCUGUUAUGCAAACACAGGUCUUGCCUCAUUUACCUGUACCAAAACUGGAGCAAACUGUUGAAAAAUAUUUGAAAUCGGUUGAGCCGUUUUUGAACGAGACUGAAUUAAACCAUACCAAAAAAUUACUGACACAAUUUCAAUCAGAAAGUGGUCUCGGACCUAAACUGCAAAAGCUUCUGGUGGAGAAAGCACAAGAGACUGAUAGUUGGUUGGUUGACUGGUGGCUAAAUGUAGCAUACUUGGGAUACAGAGACCCAGUGGUGGUUUAUUCGAGUCCAGGUCUUGCUUUCCCGUGUCAGUCAUUUUCCAGUCAGGAAGAUAGGCUUGAUUAUACAGCGAAACUCAUUUCUGGUGCUCUUAGUUACAAGACACUCAUUGAUAGUGGUAAAAUGGCAACUGAUAUGAUGGGAAAAGAUCCUCUAGACAUGAAUCAGUACAAGAAAAUUUUUGGAACCUGUAGAUUACCAGGGCUUAAAUGUGACAACUUGGAAUAUAAUCCACAAUCUAAGCAUAUUGUGAUUGUUAAUAAUAAUAAUUUUUUCAAGUUGCCAGUAAUUGAUGAAUGUGGAAGUGUCAUUAACGUUGGAGAAAUAAUUAAUGCGUUAGUACAAAUAACUGAGGAUUCACAAGAAGCAGGUCCACCUGUUGGUAUUUUGACAUCAGAUAAUCGGAACAAUUGGGGACGAGCAUAUCAGGAUCUUACUUUAGAUUUAACAAAUUUAAAGUCUGCAAGAGAAAUUCAAACGUCUCUUUUUUUGGUUUGUUUAGACAAGCCUAUGUGUCAUGAAAAUGAUGACAACAGAACAGCAGCAAGUAGGCAGUUGAUAUAUGGUGGUGGUAGUAGUGCAAAUGCAGCUAAUCGAUGGUAUGACAAAACUGUUCAGUUUGUUGUUAGUGAAGAUGGAAUAGUUGGUUUAACAUAUGAGCAUUCUCCAAGUGAAGGGCAACCAAUUGCUGUUAUGACUGAUUACAUUAUGGAUCAUAUUGCCCAAGACAAGUCCAUAAAUAAACCAGAUGUAGCUUUCUAUGCUGCACCUGAAAAAUUAAAUUUUAACGUUGAUGAUAAAAUUCAGAAAGCCAUUGACUGUGCAAGUUCAAAUAUUGACAAACUUGGUGCAAACUUAGAUAUGAAUUGUUUUCAAUUCAACUGUUAUGGGAAAGAAUUUGUGAAAACACAAAAGAUGAGCCCAGACAGUUUUAUUCAAAUUGCCAUGCAAUACGCCUUUUUCAGGAUUCAUAAAGUACCGGGGGCCCAUUACGAAUCUGCAGCGACAAGAAAAUAUAUCCAUGGUCGAACUGAAACCAUCAGAUCGUGCUCGAAUGAGUCCAUUGCGUUUGCUAAGGCAAUGUUGGAUAAUUCAAAGUCCGCGAACGAGCGAGUUGCUGCUUUAAAACAAGCUGUCAAUGCGCACAAAAAAUAUUCAAUCGAGGCAGUUAAUGGUUUUGGUGUAGAUAGGCAUCUUCUAGGUUUGAAGUUAACAGCAAUUGAAAAUCAACUUCCCAUACCAGAAAUAUUUAGUGACCCCUCAUUUACAAGGAGUACUCACAUGCGCUUAUCUACAAGUCAAGUAGCCACUAAAUGUGAUGGAUUUAUGUGUUAUGCGCCUUUAGUGCCUGAUGGUUAUGGUUGUUGCUAUAAUCCCAGAAAGAAUGAUAUUAAUUUUGCAGUUUCUGCAUUUUGUGAGCAUCCGGGUACAACGGCUGCACAAUUUCGUGAUGCACUUGAAGAGAGUCUGAUAGACAUGCAUGACCUCUUAGCAACAACACAAAAAUCAAAAUUGUAAUGUAUUUAUGUAUCCUACAUUUUUUUAUGACAUGGUAUUGGGAAUAAUUUUAUUAAAUACAUAAUUUUAAUAGAGUAA
Molecule: messenger RNA, 2127 nt
Organism: Zophobas morio
Lineage: Eukaryota; Metazoa; Arthropoda; Insecta; Coleoptera; Tenebrionidae
Product: carnitine O-acetyltransferase-like
Exons: 12
Coding region: 124-2049 (641 amino acids)
Biological process (GO): carnitine metabolic process, CoA-linked
Cellular component (GO): peroxisome
Molecular function (GO): carnitine O-acetyltransferase activity
Source: RefSeq, a predicted model, not a curated record